Exaiptasia diaphana is the source of this 2628-nucleotide messenger RNA. RefSeq names its product metabotropic glutamate receptor 5. Gene Ontology annotation, biological process: regulation of synaptic transmission, glutamatergic; G protein-coupled glutamate receptor signaling pathway. The record is from RefSeq and is a predicted model, not a curated record. The transcript is spliced from 5 exons. NCBI's taxonomy places the organism in Eukaryota, Metazoa, Cnidaria, Anthozoa, Actiniaria, Aiptasiidae. Gene Ontology annotation, molecular function: adenylate cyclase inhibiting G protein-coupled glutamate receptor activity. The annotation marks the transcript as partial. Gene Ontology annotation, cellular component: membrane.
AUGCCUGGAGGAGUCUUUGGAAGGAAAAGAUYCUUUUCUAUUUUGACGUUUUCAAUGUUUUUACUUUUGCCAAACAUUUUGGCGCAUUUUGAAUUCAUGUUUGACCCGAAAGAUGAAGACUCAGYUUCAAARAACGGCGCUUCGCGAGGGGUUUACAAAAACGGAACAUUCAUKAUUGGUGGACUUUUCCCUGUUCAUUUUGAAUCUACAAACYUGACAAGUAACCAUUCUUUGCAGUGCUCAGGGAGGUUCAACUAUCGUGGGUUCGAGGAAGCAAAAGCAAUGAUGUACGCCAUUGAGAAGAUUAACAGCAACAAGGAACUUCUUCCUGGUAUCACGCUCGGCGCCGACAUCAAAGAAAGCUGCAGCAGCGURGARUUUGCUGUACGAAAUUCACUGGAUUUCAGUUUCAUUGCGCGAAAUAUCAAAGCCAAUAUCUGCACCAGCAGAAAACUUAAUGAGAGAGCUAAGAGGUUGCCGGACACUGUGGCCAUUAUAGGACCUGGUGUUAGUGACAUUGCRAUUGCAGUAACCAACUUAGUUGGAUUAUUUCACGUUCCUGUCGUGGACUAUUCGUCAAGCAGUCGACUCUUCAACAARAGAAUUCGUUUUAAGUACUUUUUUAGAACUGUMUCUUCAGACGCAUUGCUUUCUGAGGCAAUUGUCGACUUGAUAGUUGAAUUUGGAUGGAACAUUAUUCAUUUAUUAUACUCAGAUACUGACUAUGGAAGAUCCGCGAUGGAAACRUUUGAAUACGUWCUGGCGCAAACUAACAACAAGAUCUGCAAAGCGUCAAAAGGGAUUUUUAACAUUUAUUCCAGCAAAGAACAUAUAAAAAAAGUCAUUAAUACCAUCAAAAGAGAACCACGAGCCAAAGUAAUAYUUUUCUUUACAACAAUACAAGAUUUUGAGCUWAUUUUGYACAAAUUCAUGCUUGAAAAUAUGAGGGAUUUUAUCUUCAUUGCGGCAGACUACUACAGUGGUUCAAUUCGACAYUUCAAAUGCUCURCYGAAAUGCUUCGGCGAGUGAUCGGCAUAGUUCCGCACGCAGUKGACGAUGCAUCGAUCCACAACAUUUCUCAUAAUUUUGACGUUGRAUUGAAUGAAACAUUCGGGAAGUCAAAGUGGCAAGAGGAAUACGAAGAAAUGCGAAACGUGAAGAACUUGACAGCAAAAUUUGAUCAUUCCCUGUAUGUCCCGUAUGUAGUUGAUGCUGUGUAUGCUAUUGCGCAUGCGUUACAUACAAUGCUUGGCUGCAGUCAAAACAACUGCAAAGUGAAACCUGAACAGUUUCGACAGCUAAACAGAAAUGGUGAAGCAUUCCUCAAAAGCCUCCACGCGGUCAGAUUCAAAGGUUUGACACGUGAUCCAGUGACGUUUGACAAAUACGGCGACAGCACAGGGACUUAUGACGUCAACAUCGUUAAUCCGCUGACCGACAAAUGGAUGAAAUUUGGAAAAUGGACGAAAAACAAUUCUGGUGCAUAUGAACUUGGAAACGCAUCUCGUCGUUUGGACGUCGAUUUGCAAGUUCUUAAGAAUGUUUGGAGCGUUUUGUAUAAUGACACAGGGAUCCCGACGUCUGUUUGCGGAAGUCCUUGUCAUCCGGGAUAUCGYAUGUUAGUAGAGAAAGACCAUCAGGUGUGCUGCUGGAAGUGUGUCCCGUGUACUCGUAACUACAUCUCCCAUGAUCCCGCGAACACAUCUUGCUUACGAUGUCCAUCRCGUCAKUGGCCRAACGACAACCACACAAAAUGUCACCCGAUAGUACCAACSUCAGUCUCAUUCAMGGAACCCCCYGGCAUCGUGGUUGCCAUAGUAGCGCCYCUCGGCUCRCUGACAGUGAUUGCCGUUGCUAUAGUYUURGCAUGGUUUAGUGACACCCAUCUUGUCCGAUCGUCAAGCAGGUUGCUUAGUAACAUUAUGUUGUUUGGGAUAUUUCUAGGAUACGUGACGUCAUUUCUGUUGUUUGUUGAUAAGACGGAGUCCCUGUGUCGRACAGUUUUGUAUUUAUUUAGCAUCAGCUUUAGUACUGUUGUGGGGACACUGCUGACCAAGACGAACCGCAUUCAUCGGAUAUUCAGCAAGAAGGCGAUGCGAAACGGAACYCCGCCYUGUUUAGGCGACUACUGGAUGCUGCUGUUUAUUGCUGUCUUAGUAAGCAUUGAAAUCUUAAUAUGCACAGUUAUCAUCGCAACUACAACUACUGGACAACUGAAUGAAAUACUCUACUCCGACGUGUCAAACGAGGCUUUUCUCCAGUGUAAAUUCAACGCAACAUACGCGGACUACAACAUGGCGUUAUGGUGGACGUACAAUACUGGGAUAGUUUUAGUAUGUACAUAUCAAGCAUACUUAACGCGUAAAGUCCCAGGAAGCUACAACGAGGCUCGUUUUAUCGCUUUUACUAUGAUGACAAUUUCAACCGAUGUAAUUGUGUUCUUUCUGUCAUAUUACGGUACGCGAGGUUAUUACAAGGACGUUCUUGUAAGCAUGUUCUUGAUCAUCGCCGUCACGGUCACCCUGUGUUGCGUAUUCAUUCCCAAAGUUUAUGUAAUUUUACUAAAACCUGAGAAAAACACUGAUCGUCAGCCUGUUAGAAGUAUGGGUUUCAUCGAGGCGUCUGAU